Cryptomeria japonica (Japanese cedar) is the source of this 582-nucleotide messenger RNA. RefSeq lists its product as uncharacterized. The record is from RefSeq and is a predicted model, not a curated record. The coding region runs from base 1 to 582 and encodes 193 amino acids. The transcript has a single exon. Lineage: Eukaryota; Viridiplantae; Streptophyta; Pinopsida; Cupressales; Cupressaceae.
AUGGCCUUUAAACUUGAUAUAUCUAAAGCUUAUGACAAGGUUAAUUGGGAUCUUCUUUUCAAAGUGCUUCUAAAACUGGGCUUUAACCAAAAAAUGGUGAGUAUGAUUCGGGAAUGUGUUACCACAGUUCAGUUCUCAGUUUUGAUUAAUGGGACUCCUAGGGGUUGUUUCAAAGCAGAAAAAGGCAUCCGGCAGGGUGACCCUCUGUCCCCUUAUCUGUUUAUCAUGAUAGCUGAAGUCUUAAGCAGAAAUGUGACCCAUCUGGUCAGCAAUGGCAGGCUCCAAGGGUUCAAAGUGGCCUCCACGCUCCCCCCCUCUAAUAUUCAACAAUUCAUGGAUGACACCUUUCUAUUUGGUAAGUCUUCUGUCAUGGAGGCUAAAGGGUGGAAGAUCUUACUUGCCAACUACGCCAAGGCUUUAGAACAAUGCAUCAACUAUGAGAAGAGUAAUCUCUUCUUUUUCAAUACUCCAAAUGAACUCCAACUCAGAAUCCUCUCUAUCCUCAGAUGCAAGAUGGCAACUCUUCCGGGGACCUACUUGGGCCUCCCUCUCAUAGUCAAGGAAGUCACUCCCACCUUCUAG